Molecule: messenger RNA, 4605 nt
Organism: Thrips palmi
Lineage: Eukaryota; Metazoa; Arthropoda; Insecta; Thysanoptera; Thripidae
Exons: 7
Coding region: 1-2628 (875 amino acids)
Molecular function (GO): protein binding
Source: RefSeq, a predicted model, not a curated record
AUGGCGGCCGGCGGCUUGCAGCGGCUCGCCGCCGUCCUGGCGGUGCGGGCGGCGCUGGCGGUGUGCCUGACGGCGUGCCUGGCGACGGUGGUGACGUCAUCGUCGGACGACUGGAGCCAGUGCCCGGCGGCCUGCAAGUGCAAGUGGGUGUCCGGCAAGAAGGCGGCCGAGUGCGUGGCGUACGAGCUGUCCGCCGUGCCCAGGGGGCUGUCCCCGGAGCUGCAGAGCGUGGACCUCUCGCAGAACCCCCUGCAGAUGCUGCCGCGGGACGCCUUCCGCGACGUGGGCCUCGUCAACCUCCACAAGCUGUUCCUCCGCGACUGCAGCAUCCGCGACCUCCACCAGGAGGCCUUCAGCGGCCUCGAGAUCCUCAUCGAGCUGGACCUGACGGCCAACCAGAUCCACACGCUGCACCCGUCCACCUUCCGCGACAACGGGCGGCUGCGGCUGCUGUACCUGAACCGCAACCCGAUCACGUCGCUGCCGGACGGGCUGUUCUACAACAUGACGUUCCUGCAGACGGUGGAGCUGUCCGAGUGCCAGCUGACGCACAUCAGCCACCACGCCUUCCAGAACGUGCCCAACCUGGCGCACCUCAAGCUGGACGGCAACCGGCUGCAGCACCUGCAGCUGGGCGCCGUGGACCAGCUGAACCGGCUGGUGGGGCUGGUGCUGCACAACAACCCCUGGAAGUGCGACUGCCACCUGCGCCCGCUGCGCGACUGGACCAUGGAGCGCAAGCUGUACACCAAGCCCACGGCCUGCGCCGAGCCGCACAAGCUGCACCGCAAGCUGUGGUCCGAGCUGGCGCCCGAGGACUUCGCGUGCAGGCCGCAGAUCAUGGCGCCGCCGCCCGGCACCAUCCUGGAGGCCGACACGGAGGAGGUGACGCUGAGCUGCAAGGUGAACGGCAACCCGCCGCCGGAGGUGCAGUGGGUGCACAACUCGCGCGUCAUCGGCAACAACUCCCGCAGCGUGUACGGCGACCAGCGCUUCGUGGUGCUGGAGGGCGCGGCGGAGGCGGCGUCCACCAUGCGCUGGGUCAACCUGACGAUCCGCGGCGUGCGGCCGCAGGACCGCGGCCAGUUCGUGUGCGUGGCGCAGAGCGGCGGCGGCGUCGACGAGCGGAACGUGACCCUCAAGGUGUCGCGCUCCUUCGCCGGCGGCGGCCUCCUGGUGGGCGCGGGCGGCUCCAUGGCCGAGGCCUGGCCCCUCAUCGCCGGCCUCGUGGCGGGCGUCGUGCUGCUGCUGCUCGCCACCGUGCUGCUCUUCUGCUGCGUGCAGCGCCGCCGCAGGGACUUGCAGCGCCGCGACGCCGCCCUCGUCAUCGGCAAGAAGCCGCCACCAGAAGGAAGGUCCCCAAACGGGGAAGUGACUCACCAUGUGAGGGCCGAUGGGUCUGAGCAGCAGAAGUCCCUCCUGACCAUGGUGAACCCCGUGCAGAAGCCGCCCCGCCGCUACGACCACCCGUCCGGUCUGUCCUCGCUGUCCGGCCAGGGCGGCACCGAGCUCAGCGAGCUCAGCGAGCUCAACAGGAACCUGCUCGACGACGGAUCCAUUUACGCUGGCCAUGUCGACGAAGAGGGUCGAUCCCUGGACUCAGUCGGAGGUCUCACUCCUCAGCGCAGUGGAUCUGAAGUGGAGGCGGAAACAGCCACAACAGCGAGAUUCCCUCGACCCUCGGCUGUCCCAGUCAACUCGUAUCCUCCAGACCUUCUCGCCUUCCCUUCAAGGUCGGCUUCAAUAAGCGGAGGACCACACAGUCCAGCUUCAACUGCAUCAACUGCUCUUUGCGGUACCUUACCGUAUUCAAGAAGUCAAUCUCCGUUUUCUCCACCUAUGUCGCAACCCUUGGUCCAGCCACGAUCUGGAUAUGUGACUAUUCCAAGAAGACCUCGAGUUCCAUCCUGGUCAUCACCAACCCCAACACCUUGUCUAGAUGAUUCACUUCUACUGAAGCUGGAACCUGUCUAUGACAAUAUGGGUCCCAGGACGACCGCGGACGGGAGCUCGGUGCUGUCCCUCAACAAGACUGGCUUGGACUCCUCGCCAGUGAGGCCCCCGUCGUCGGCGUCCUCCGCGGCGCCGCGUGCAGGCGUGCCGCCGCAGCCCAGCCCGCUGCCCGCCUUCUACACGCCCAUCGAGGAGCUGGAGUCCCUGGCGCUGACGCCGCCGAGACUCAACGGCCACCACCACCACCAUACCCUCGGCCACCUCGGCGGCCUGCACCGCCAGGACCGGCAGUCGACGGCGUCCCCGUCGCCUGGCAGCAACAAGUUCACUUCCCCCGCGGAGAGGAACGGCCGGCGAGGCUCGUGGUCCAGGAUCUCCCCCGAGUCCUCGCUGACGGGGAGCUUGACGCUGGGCCGGCAGCCCGCCAGCCGCGGCGUGCCCAGGGUGGCCAGCCCCGAGGGCGACAGGGAGUCCCUGCUGCUGCCCGGGACGGUCAAGAGGCCGACGUCGAUCGCGUCCAUCACGUCGGCCAGCUCGACCACCCCGUUGACCAACGGCUCCGGGGCGCCGGCGGUCCGGACAGUUAAAGUGCCGCCCAAGCCGCCGCCCAAGCCCAAGAAGAAGGUGGGCGGGCCCCUGUUCGAGGACGAGGGCGAGGACGGGACAGAGGUUUGACGGCGCGCGUCCGAGGGCCUGCCCUGCCGAGGGCCCUGCCGAGGGCCCUGCGUGGCUCUGGGGCAGUGCCGGCAGUGCGCGCUCCCGCCACUCCCGCCCGCCCCCACCCCCGCCCUCAGGCUCCUGUGCCAAGUGCCGCGAGUGACUAUGAUGGUGGUGUGUGUGUGACUGAGUGAAAGUGGUGGACUUCCUGUCUGGAAGGGAGAGAGGUGGGCAGCCUCCUUGGCUUAGUCUUCCGUGCCCAGUGGCAGACCAGAUCCGCGAAAACCAUUCUCAUCGUCCGAGACUGUGAAAUGUGUCAUUGACUUGUGAGGGUUUGAAAUUAUACUGGGCAAUUUUUAGUUGGAUCUUGUUUUGAAUGUUUUAUUUAUUUCACAUUGCACAAAAUUUAUAUUUUUCUUGUCCACAUUAAAUGUAGUGGUUUUGUGUCUCUUCAUCCUUCCUUUGGAAAUGUCAUGGUGUAUGUGGCCAUGCAGUUACAUUAGUUGUGGAACCUUAUGGGGGAAUAACAAAUUUACGUCAUGAGAAGCACGUUUGUUGCUGUUGCUUCUUAUUCAUGAGAAAACUUAUUUCAGUUGCAAAGAAUAUUUAUCUAUUCAAAUUGUUUUCUUUAUCUAAAUUACUUGCACUCUUUUUCUAACUGUGAUAAAGUGAAGAGACGAUCCACAAUUCAUGAAUAAUCUUCCAGACAUUUGACAGUUCUCAGAAACAUCGCAUAGGUUUUUGCAUCGUCUAAAUUUGGGGAAAAUUUCUCUUGCCCUUCCACUAUUCAUUUUAACUCGUAUGUUGAUAUUGUGCCAUAUUCAGAAUAUUGGGAAGAGCAUACUAUUUUAUGAUGAAUGCUUAGAGCUGGUGAUGAAGUCAGUAUAGAUGCUUGAACUUACUUGUUUUGCUCCUGAUACAUUCUAAUCCACAAGUACCAUUGUUCAAAGUUUUGUGGAUUUCUAUAAGGGAGAGAAAAUUACUGAUCAUGUUAAAUAAUUAUUAAACAGCUUAAUCAUGUUCAUUCCUGGUCCAAACAAAUAUAAAAUUCCAGCUUGCAUCCAAUUGUCAAAAAUGGAUCUUGCAUUUGACUGAGUGGUUCAUCAAAUUCUGUGAAUAGUAAAUUAAGUGUGCACGCCUCUUAGCGUCGAGAGCCAAACUAUUAGACUUAAAUGUGUACAGUCAAACUUUGUACAGUGUAAAUAAAAAUGUUUGUACUGCAGUGCCUUGAAAAUCAUUAUUUUUCAUUCCAGUUUUAAUUAUAUUUAUGUUAAUUUUAGUACUCAAUGUACAUAGGUAUACUUGUGUGCUCUUGAGGGAAAUGUGUAAAAUAAAUGCUAUGUUAAUAGUACUGUUAGAUAAAAGACUAUGAUUUAUAGAUUCUAAGCUUGUGAAUUUUUAUUUCUCAUUUUAUAAUAGGGUCAACAGAAAAGACAUACCAAAAUUCUGAUGAACUCUUUUGCAAAUUUGUUUUUUAUUUGUAAUUUUAUUUUUUUUUGUAUUUAGUUUCUGAGAUGGUGUUGUUUAUUUUGUUCCGUUGAUUAGGUAGAGGCAUGGUGAAUGAGGUGGAGUAUCAUUUUGGGACCAAGGUUAAGUACUUAAAAGCUCUCCUUUUAAGUUUGUUUAUUUGAUGUACUACAUCACUCAACCUUAGCAUUUUUCUUGAAGCAUUUCCAUAAUUCUAGUCACGUGAUGCUCUUGACUCUUUUUGAUUAAAUUGUUCAAUUAAAUCUGUUGGUCUCCAUCCUAAACCGCUGGUUUGUUUCUGCACCCAGCAGUGUGAGCUGUGUCUUCAAACAGAAGCUGUUGUUUUACAUCAAACAUAAAAUAAGGAGAGUUAACAUGGAUACUGACCCUCUGCCUCUAUUGUUUUAAAUUCAUUUUCAUGUGUUCCUAAUGCAGCUUAUGGAAGCUUUUUGUUGGCAAGUGUUGCUGCAGUAUUAUUUUCAACAUUGUUGUAGAAAUAAAAUUAAUAAAACUUUUAAAAAAUUUCAA